AUGUCCGAUAUACAGAAAAACGUCGAAGCCGCAUCCGAAAGCUACUCUUCCGGCUUCACCAAGGGGCAUCUGGCGCUGCCUCCGGCCAAGAAGUAUCUAGUCCUGACUUGCAUGGAUGCUAGAAUUGACCCGGCGCGGGCUUUUGGUAUCGAGCUAGGCGAUGCGCAUGUCAUUCGCAAUGCCGGCGCAUCUGCCGUAGAUGCGCUUCGCAGCAUUGUCAUCUCUCAGCAACUUCUCGGCACGCAUGAGAUCGUGCUCGUCAAGCACACUGGCUGCGGGAUGCUGACUUUCAAGAACGAGGACGCCUACGCACUCGUUGACCAGAAUUUAGGAGCUGAAGCGUCUGCCGAACUCAAGUCUCGCAGUCUCGACUUUCUGCCAAUUUCUGAUCUGGAAGAGGCUGUCAAGAAAGACAUUGAAUACAUCAAGGGGACUGAGCUUGUCCCGCAGAGCGUGGCGUUGAGCGGCUGGAUCUACGAGGUUGAGACGGGCAAGACGAAGCGUGUUGUUUGA
Colletotrichum aenigma is the source of this 513-nucleotide messenger RNA. RefSeq lists its product as uncharacterized. The record is from RefSeq and is a predicted model, not a curated record. Bases 1 to 513 code for a protein of 170 amino acids. The transcript is spliced from 3 exons. NCBI's taxonomy places the organism in Eukaryota, Fungi, Ascomycota, Sordariomycetes, Glomerellales, Glomerellaceae. Gene Ontology annotation, molecular function: zinc ion binding; carbonate dehydratase activity.